This is a messenger RNA of Lycium ferocissimum, 2188 nucleotides long. Its product is annotated as protein NRT1/ PTR FAMILY 8.1-like. Gene Ontology annotation, molecular function: tripeptide transmembrane transporter activity. The coding region runs from base 285 to 2009 and encodes 574 amino acids. The record is from RefSeq and is a predicted model, not a curated record. Gene Ontology annotation, biological process: oligopeptide transport; transmembrane transport. The transcript is spliced from 7 exons. Lineage: Eukaryota; Viridiplantae; Streptophyta; Magnoliopsida; Solanales; Solanaceae. Gene Ontology annotation, cellular component: membrane.
UACCGUCAACGAAACACAGUAUAUAUUUAAUCACGUAUUUAAUCUGAUCUGUACCACCCUUAUAUUCUCUACUUCCUCAACUCUAGGAAUUGCAACUGCCAAAUUUUCAUCUUUAUUUUCCUCAGCCGCCUCUCUCAAACCCCACAACACAAAAGCUUCCAAUUCCUUUUUCUCUCUUUAUUGAGUUUUGCUAGAGUUCUUCCUACAAGUGUUGUCAGUCCACUUUGGCCAAUCGGUACCCUUUAUUUAUCUCGCUGUCACAUUAAUUUGGUCUGGUUAACAUUAUGGGAGAAGCUAGAAUGGAAAGCGAUGAUGACUACACGAAGGAUGGGACUAUAGACAUCUAUAAAAAACCUGCGAACAAGAAGAAAACCGGAACCUGGAAGGCCUGCCCCUUCAUCCUUGGGGAUGAAGGAUGUGAGCGAUUGGCAUACUAUGGGAUGAGUACAAAUUUGGUGAACUAUAUGCAGCAAAGGCUCAAUCUAGGCAAUGCUGCUGCUGCAAGAAGUGUAACAAAUUGGUCUGGUACUUGCUAUGUCACACCAUUGAUUGGAGCAUUCUUGGCUGAUUCCUAUCUAGGGCGAUACUGGACAAUUUCUAGUUUCUCACUCCUUUAUAUCAUUGGAAUGACACUCUUGACAAUGUCCGCUUCUGUAAUUGGACUAAAGCCAGCCUGUAUUAAUGGUACUUGCCACCCGACAUCAUCACAGAAAACAGCAUUCUUUGUUUCGAUCUACUUGAUUGCCUUUGGAACUGGUGGCAUCAAACCUUGUGUCUCUUCCUUUGGGGCAGAUCAAUUUGAUGAGAAUGAUGAAAACGAAAAGAAAAAGAAGAGCUCUUUCUUUAACUGGUUUUACCUCUCAAUUAAUGUCGGUGCUCUUAUCGCUUCAUCAGUUUUAGUGUGGAUACAAACGAACGUGGGCUGGGGCUGGGGUUUCGGUGUUCCAGCUGUGGCUAUGGCCAUUGCACUAGUGUUUUUCUUUUCAGGUACCCAUCUAUACAGGCUCCAACCCCCAGGAGGGAGUCCGUUGACUCGCAUAUUGCAGGUAUUUGUGGCAUCUAUCAGAAAAUGUAAUGUCAAACCUCCUCGUGACGAGUCUCUUCUUUAUGAGACCGUUGAUGUGGAAUCCACCAUCAAGGGAAGCCACAAGCUUGAGCACUCGGAAGAGUUCAGGUUCUUUGACAAGGCUGCUGUGGAAACUGGAUCUGAUAAAGUCAAUGGAUCGGUGAAUCCAUGGAGGCUCUGCACUGUGACUCAAGUCGAGGAGGUCAAGUCCAUCAUUCGUCUACUCCCCGUGUGGGCUACUGGUAUCGUGUUUUCGUGUGUCUACAGUCAGAUGAGCACCAUGUUUGUUCUACAAGGCAACCAAAUGGACCAACACAUUGGCCCUCACUUCACAAUUCCAUCAGCAUGUCUAUCCAUAUUCGACACGCUCAGCGUUAUUUUCUGGGCACCUAUUUAUGACCUAGCCAUCAUUCCCUUGGCACGGAAGUUCACAGGCCACGAACGAGGAUUCACUCAGCUGCAGAGGAUGGGUAUCGGUCUUGUUAUUUCGAUAUUUGCCAUGGCUGCUGCCGGGGUUCUGGAGGUCUAUCGGCUUGACUAUGUAAGGAGGAAUAGCUAUUAUGACCUCAAGAUCAUUCCUAUGUCGAUUUUCUGGCAAGUGCCUCAAUACUUCUUGAUAGGAUGCGCGGAAGUGUUCACAUUCAUCGGUCAGAUGGAGUUCUUCUAUGACCAGGCUCCUGAUGCCAUGAGAAGUUUGUGUUCAGCCCUGUGUCUUACUACGACCGCAUUAGGUAAUUACCUAAGUACACUCAUCGUUACAAUCGUGACCAACGUGACCACAAGGCAUGGAAAGCUUGGAUGGAUUACGAAUAACUUGAACAGAGGCCACCUUGACUACUUUUACUGGCUAUUGGCAAUCCUCAGCUUCAUCAACUUUGUCGCCUAUCUCUGGAUUGCGAAAUGGUACACUUACAAGAAGGUAACUGGGAAAGCCUUAACAUGAAUGCAAGUUAAAUUUUGGAGACAUGUUGAUCGCCUCUCUGUAGGCGCUAUUAUUCUUCUGAAAACUCAAAAAUUUCUGUAAAUAUGGAUUAAAACUGCUGCUAGCUCCACGAGAAUUAUUCUAUCCAUGAAUUUUAUUUAUAAACAUCAGUUAAGUGGCCUGCUGGCUUUGGGACUAAA